AUGGCGAUCAAGCACAACCAGCAAAUUGCCCACAACCAUUUCCGAAAGGAUUGGCAAAGACGAGUUAGAGUUCACUUCGACCAGCCUGGCCGAAAACUCAGACGUCGCAAUGCUCGUCUUGCGAAGACAGCAGCUGUCGCUCCACGACCAAUCGAUUUGUUGAGACCAGUUGUUAGAUGCCCAACCAUCAAGUACAACAGACGUGUACGAGCUGGUCGUGGUUUCACCCUCGCUGAAUUGAAGGAGGCUCAAAUUCCCCGCAAGCUCGCCCCUACGAUCGGUAUCUCCGUUGAUGCUCGCCGCCAAAACCUCUCAGUCGAGUCCCUCAAGGCCAACGUCGACCGCCUCAAGUCCUUCCGUGCCCGCCUUAUCCUUUUCCCACGCAAACUUGGUCAACCUAAGAAGGGUGAUUCCACCAAGGAAGAGGUUGCAUCCCUCAAGGAGACCAGCAGCCGUGUCAAGAACACCCUGCCAAUUACCACCGUCGAGGGUGGAUUCUCAGAGAUCAGCAAGUCCGACAUGCCAAAACCAGUUGAGGGAGGUGCAUACAGAAAGUUGCGGGUUGCAAGAAGUGACGCUAGAUUGGCCGGUAAGCGUGAAAAGAGAGCAAAGGAGGCAGCUGAUGAGGCCGCUGCUGCUAAGAAAUAA
Sclerotinia sclerotiorum 1980 UF-70 is the source of this 648-nucleotide messenger RNA. RefSeq names its product 60S ribosomal protein L13. Lineage: Eukaryota; Fungi; Ascomycota; Leotiomycetes; Helotiales; Sclerotiniaceae. The record is from RefSeq and is a predicted model, not a curated record. Gene Ontology annotation, cellular component: ribosome; cytosolic large ribosomal subunit. Gene Ontology annotation, molecular function: structural constituent of ribosome; RNA binding. Gene Ontology annotation, biological process: translation. The transcript is spliced from 4 exons. The coding region runs from base 1 to 648 and encodes 215 amino acids.